This is a messenger RNA of Cuscuta epithymum, 3121 nucleotides long. The record is from the annotation of a GenBank genome assembly. NCBI's taxonomy places the organism in Eukaryota, Viridiplantae, Streptophyta, Magnoliopsida, Solanales, Convolvulaceae.
AGAAAUCAGCUCACGCCUCCCCUCUUUCUUUUCCGAUAAAUACCUUGGCAGAUUGGGCUGGAGAGCUCUUGCUAUGUAUAAAGAAAUUAACUCUGCGCACAAAUUUCUCGGCCAAAAAACAAAAAACCAGCGGAUACCUCUUUUCUUCUCCGAUAAUUCCUCGGCCGAUUGGACUAGAGAGCUUGCCAUGUAUAACACGCCUCUCCCUCUUCCCAUCCACGAAAUUACCGCAGUAUUGAGAGACGUCAAAGCACAAAUCACUGCAAGACAAGGUAUUAUUAUUGCUAUAUAAACCUUUACAAUACUAGGGUUUUAUGCUUUAUUGCCCUCUCUAAUAAAGCAGGUACGCCGUCUAUUCUCAUUCAAUCAUCUUUCUCUGCAUCUAAUUAGUAUUUGCUGCUGAUUUUUUUGUUGUUUUUGCACAUAUUGUAAGUGCGCAGAGCAUAUAAGCUAUAGCAUAUAAGGUGUUUGAUGAAAUGUUUUGAUUGCAAAAACAUAUUAGAGAUGGCUGUUAUAGGACCUUUAACUAAGUUGAAGAAGUUACUAUGUCCAAAAACUGAGGGUCUGCUGCAUAAAUAGAAGAUUUGAUACAAAGAUACAUGAAGAGCCUAUAUGUUACUUCCGUGUUAUUUCCCUUGGUGCUUUUUUUAUUUAUUUCUUUUGUCUUAUUAAUUAAUCAAUAUGAUUAUGUUUAAUUAGCCUCCUUUGUAACUUUUUGAAUCAAAAGUUAUUAAAAUCCGUGAACCAAAAGAAAAUGAUUUUAAAACUUUUUGGUUCCUUUUGAUUUUCUUUUGUCUCAAUUAUGAUUUUACUUAUUAAUUUUAUUUCUGUAGAGAUUUUCACAUAGUCCGGUUGUGUUCAUCCAUCUCAAUAAAGCCUCCUUUGUUCAUCUAUUUUGAGCUAUACAUGCAAUAGUGAAUAAUCUAUUCCCACAAUAUAUUAUAAAAUAGUGAUUCACUUUUUAUUCUGUCAAUUCUUUUAAAAUCAAAAGCAAAUGAUUAACUUUUUGAAUCUGUGAACCAAAAGAAAAUGAUUCACUUUGUGAAUAUUUGAGCCAAAUUUCUAUUAUGUGAACCCUGAACCAUGCCUCUAAAGGAUAGUACUAUAUGAAACCAAAGAUUUUUUUGCUGAACAGAUGUUGCUAGAGACUUUUUUAUGCUUUGUUUUUUUGAUGAACAAUGUUUUUUUAUUUUUCUUGAACUGAUGUUGCUAGAGACUUUUUUAUGCUUUGUUUUUUUGGUGAACAAUGUUUUUUUCUUUUUGCUGACCAGAUGUUGAUAGAGACUUUUUCAUUAUGCUUUGUUUUUUGCUGAACAAAUUGUGUUGUCUUAUUCUCUCCUUUUUUUAAUUCAAUUGAUUAUCGACCAUAGAAAUAGUUAAAAUCACUGCAAUGCAAGGUAUAGCCUUGGCUUUAAAUUUUAUGUCUGCUAGGUGUACUUUUCAGCUACAUUCACCCUGCUCUGGAAGCACAAAUCCUUGAGUGCCCAAGUAGCAUAGACCCUGCAGUAUGGCACGCAAGAUAAACACAAUAGAAGAGAUCAACGACUCAAAGGAGACAUGGAAGAUUGCGGUUAGAGUGAUUUCACUCUGUCGUGUUGAUUCCUUAAAGUUCAUGGAAAUGGUUUUGAUGGAUGCCAAGGGCCAUAAGAUACAAGCAGUUGCGAGGAAUGCCGAGAUGGUUGUUUGGAAGCCAACACUUAAAGAAGGAGAAACGUAUGUGAUGCAGAAUUUUUGUGUCCUACGCAACGAUGGGGAAUACAAGACUUGUGACCAUCCAUUCAAGCUUCAACUCACAGGUGGUACAACGCUAAAAGUACAAAAUCUCUCCGAUAUUUCCACGGAUCACUAUCAGUUUAGAAGCUUUUGUGAUAUAUUAAGUGGCAAACUGGACACUCAUGUUUUGAUUGAUGUCAUUGGAUCUCUGCAUGACGUUCUUAAUGCCCAGGCUAAUGCUUCGCUGAAAAAAAUAUCAUUUUUAAUGAAAGAUCUCAGUGGUGAUAUGAUAACAUGCACAUUGUGGGGCGACUAUGCUACCAAACUGUUGAAUUUCCGUGAAAAUCAUCCAUCGGAGCUGACUGUUAUCAUCUUGACUCAUGCAAAAAUCAAGGAACCGGAAGGCAUGCAUCCUAUCACCAUUCAAAAUAGCAUGUACAGCUCCAAACUGCUCAUAAAUGAAGACAUUGCAGAAAUUCAGCAAUUCAAAGAUAGCUUCAAAUCAAAUCAAGUGAACGAGCCACAAGGUCAAACUCAAAGCCAAACCUCAGGCUCCAGUUUUUCUGAGCAAGAGAAGCUUACAUAUAGAGCUGUUCUUAUGAGUAUUGCUGAUAAAAAUUGCCUUAAAGAGGAAACAACUUGUGUCACUGUUGGCACCAUUGCAAGGUUUGUGGUUGGAAAAAGUGGGUGGAGCUAUCAAAGUUGCUCUUCAUGCACUAGAAAGGCUGAAGCACCCAAUGGCGCGUUCACAUGCAGAUGUGGCAAAUACAACCACGAGCCUGUUAUAAGGUAUAGGCUGGAAGUCAUGUUGUACAAUAAAAAAGAUUGCGUCAAGAUUGUACUGUGGGAUCAAGAAUGCAUUCAGCUUCUUGGGAAGACCGCUAAUGAGCUCAGAAACCAAAUGAUUGAAGAAGGUGAGGACGAUCCACUGUCUUAUCCAGAAACACUUGAUGACUUGCUUGGAAGAACUUUGGCAUUUAGGAUCAAAAUGCAGCCAGCCUAUAGUGCUGCAUCCGUACAAAAAGUUUCCGAGGAUGAGACCGUUGCGCAAUCUAUAUUGGGGAAAAUUGACAUGGAUGAGCAAUCUUUGUCUGCAAUAGCAGAUCAUGAUCCUGAAAGCUCAUCGGCUUCUGUUACACCUUGCAAAAGAUCAUCACAUAUGCAAAGUGAUGAUUCUCAGUCCCCAGAUGAAGCCACACAACUAUCAGCAACUAAGAUUCAGAAGCGUAUUAAAAAGGAGUGAAAUAGUUACAUUUCUUUGUCAUUCCUUGCAGACAAUAUUCAUCUCUUCAUGCCUUAUUAUUUAUUACAUUAUUAAGAAAUAAAAGUGACCUUUUUAUCUGCUUCGUUUUAGACAAUAUACAAUUUCACUGUCCUUAUUAUUGCUUACAUUCAUUCAAGUAUUCAA